Molecule: messenger RNA, 1521 nt
Organism: Manihot esculenta (cassava)
Lineage: Eukaryota; Viridiplantae; Streptophyta; Magnoliopsida; Malpighiales; Euphorbiaceae
Product: probable auxin efflux carrier component 8
Exons: 6
Coding region: 145-1212 (355 amino acids)
Biological process (GO): auxin polar transport; auxin export across the plasma membrane
Cellular component (GO): endoplasmic reticulum; plasma membrane
Molecular function (GO): auxin efflux transmembrane transporter activity
Source: RefSeq, a predicted model, not a curated record
CACUUUUUCAUAAUCUGCCAAAGUAACAAAGACAGCAUAUAAGAUUUGCUGCAAACAAGGAUUCACAGAAAAGAAAAUUAAAAAAAAAAAAAAAAAAAAAAAAACAAGUGGGAGAUAUCUCCAACCUUCAAUCACUGGUUCAUCAUGAUUUCUUUAGCAGAUGUGUAUCAUGUUGUGGCUGCGACAGUUCCACUCUAUUUUGCCAUGAUAUUGGCUUACAUCUCUAUGAAAUGGUGGAGGCUUUUUACACCAGAUCAGUGUGCAGGCAUUAACAAAUUUGUUGCUAAAUUUUCAAUCCCACUAUUAUCUUUCCAUGUUAUCUCCAACAACAACCCUUACAAAAUGAACCUCAAACUCAUAUUUGCUGACUUUCUUCAGAAACUAUUAGGCCUCUUAGUUCUCACAGCACUCACCAAGAUCAGCUCCAGAGGAAGAUUGAAUUGGAUCAUUACUGGUCUCUCUCUUUCAACUUUGCCCAAUACUUUGAUCCUGGGAAUUCCACUUUUGAAGGCUAUGUAUGGAGAUGAAGCUGAGGCUCUCCUUUCUCAGAUAAUUGGCUUACAAAGCUUAGUUUGGUAUAAUUUGUUGCUGUUUCUGUUUGAGCUAAAUGCCACCUAUGCAGCCCCAGUGGCACCAUCUUCAGAAAUUACAGAGGACCUUGAAGCUCAUCAUGAUGCUCAAUCAAAAGAGGGAGAAGAGGAAACACAUGCCACAAAGAGGGUCAAAACCAUGCUCAUUCUCUUCACAGUGGGGAGGAAGUUGGUGAGAAAUCCAAAUUUUCAUGCGACUUUGCUAGGUCUUAUUUGGGCAAGCAUACAUUUCAGGUGGGGUGUGAAAAUGCCAGAAAUUGUUGAUAAUUCUAUACUGAUAUUGUCUAAUGGAGGGCUUGGUAUGGCAAUGUUCAGCUUAGGUCUGUUUAUGGCAUCACGCACCAGUAUAAUAGCGUGCGGCGUCCGACUUGCUGUGCUAGCUAUGGCAAUGAAGUUCAUUGCGGGACCUGCCUUAAUGGCAGUUGCUUCCCUUGCCAUUACAGUAAGGGGCACAGUGUUUAAAGUGGCAAUUGUUCAGGCAGCUCUACCUCAAGGGAUUGUUCCAUUUGUGUUUGCUAAAGAAUAUAAUAUUCAUCCAGACAUAUUAAGCACAGGGGUAAUUUUUGGUAUGCUCAUUGCAUUGCCAAUAGCAUUAGCCUACUACUCCCUGUUAGCCUUGUAAAUUCUACAGGAUAUCUGCAAAAAAAAAUCCCAGAACAGCAAUUUUACUGCAUUAUAUGAAAUCCCAGAAAGGCUUCAGGUUUAAAGAAGAACUUCAGAAGUCUUAUUCAGUUUGCUUAAUUUUAUCUUUUCCCUUUUACUAUUUUCGGGAAGUUUGUUCAAUUUUCUUUGACAACUUAACCUGAUGAAGAAAGUUUUCUUCUCUUUUUUUUUUUUUUUUUCCCUUGUCCUUCUCAUGAAAAUUGAUAUGUACCUUUUAGAAACAUUAACAGCUAAUGCAAUAAUGAAACAGAAGUUUUUAUUGAGUAAA